AUCACUUCUGUCACAGCAGUGAUGAGCCAGUUCUGCUGCAGAGUUUGAGAAAGAAGGUUCUGCAAAAUGCCCACCUGGAUGUAUCUUCUUUUCCUGCUUUUCCCUGAAACCCCAACCUCAGAAGAAAACAAACUAAUAGUUAUCACUGCUGAGGAAGGGGAGUCUGUCAAUAUUACCUGCAAGUUUAACCAUCCGGAGAUUCUGGGGCUGAGUUUGAAACGGUCCCUUGCAAAAGUCAUGAAUGUGCUAUACGCGGUAGAACAUGGUAAAAGCAAGACCAUAGCUCCUGAAUAUGAAAAUCGCAUGGAGUACUUUGAGCUGAAGAACACAGCAACAAUAAUGCUGAAAGAGGUGAAGAAAAAUGACAGUGAUGUGUAUGUGUGUGGGGGCACCGUGAAAAUAAACAUGGAGCCCAAAAGAAUGAAUUUCAACAGUAUCAUCUUGGCAGUGAAAGCAGCCUCAGAUAUGAAGCCAACCAAGAGUUCCUCGUGUCUCUUGAUGCUGUAUGCCAUUGUCUUCAUGUCUCUGCUCUUGGCUUCUGGACUGGGAUAUCUUAUCUUAUCUCGUAUAGAUGUCAAGAAAUACUGCAAGAAAGGACAGGGAAAGGAAGCACAUCAUAUGGUCUAUGAAGACAUGUCUUACAGCCUGAGGCGCAACACUGUGAAUAAUCUGUAUGAGGGUCAGGGAUAGAAGUGAUCUCUCGCCAGCUGAAAUUCACUGUAGAUUUUAACAGAGCCUGUCCCAUCAAUCUUGCACACAGGAAUUUCACUGCUGCAAUGUUUUCUGUACAUAAUGAAUAACAGAGAGGAAAUCUGCUAAAAUUCAAAUUCAAUUUCAUAAUUGCUGUAAUAUUUACAAUUCAUUUUCAAAAAUUACCAGAACACUGAAAUUUUGAAGAGCAGUUUGCAAUUUAGCAUGUGUUGAGUGGCAAAGGUUUGGAACUCAAACCAUGCUGUUCAAAACGUGAGCACUGAAUUAAAAUGUGGACAUUCAUAUCAGGCUUUUUUGCUUCAAAUUUAAUCUUAGCACCAAGAUGGUUUUAAGCUCAAAUGGCUUCAAACCAGGAUAUUUGAAGACCACCUCCACCCACAAUAUCCUGCCCAUCAGCUGUGGUCAACUUUGUAAAGCCUGUUCAGUGUUUUGUCACCAAAGCAAUCCAAUGCAUGUCUGUUCAGAAGUAAGUUCCACUGAGUUCAAUAAGUCUUAAUUCCAGGUAAGCAUGUACUAAGAUUUCAGCCUGCAAUCCAAAUUUAACAGGGACAAGAAAAUGAGUAAAAGGCUUUUUGCCAUUUUAAGUUGUAGCAUUUUUCCUAAUCAAUUCCACAACCACUUUGGUAGAAGGUGCGAUGAAGGAGGUGUGAGUCACCCUGUCGGAAUAGGCGUUAGGGACAUGCAAUACUUUUAAACAAAACUUACCAGGAAUAGGUUUAUAUUUUUAGAAUUUUGCAUUUUUUUUUUGGCUUUGUGAUUUUUCAUUUCCUGUAACAUAAUUUCUCGGCUUUUUAUAUCUCAUAUUUGAGUUCAAAUAAAAAAGUGACCCUAGCAGGACUUCUCAGCUUGGGGGUUCUCCAAGAACCAUCUCUGUCACUUGAGGCUCAGGUAGCCUUGGUGGCAUGGAGUGCCUUCUACCAACUUCUGUUGGUGGCCCAGCUGCGCCCCUAUCUGGACAGGAUAACCUGUCUUCAGUUGUCCAUGCUCUGGUAACCUCCAAGUUAGAUUACUGCAAUGUGCUCUACGUGGGGCUGCCUUUGAAGACUGUUCGGAAACUGCAGCUUGUGCAAAAUGUGGCAGCCAGAUUGUUAACAGGGACCAGAUGGUUCGCGCAUAUAAAACCGAUUCUGGCCCACUUGCAUUGGCUGUCUAUAUGUUUCUGAGCCCAAUUCUAGCUGGUGGUUUUAACCUAUAAAGCCUUACACAGCUUGGGACCACAAUACCUGAUGAAACGCCUCUCCCAACAUGAACCCACCCAUACAUUACACUCAACAUCAAAGGCCCUCCUCCUGGUGCCUACUCUGAGGGAAGCUCGGAGGAUGGCAACAAGGGAAAGGGCUUUCUCAGUGGUGGCCCCCAAAUUAUGGAAUGAUCUCCCCGAUGUUCACCUGGCGCCAACAUUGUUAUCUUUUCAGCGCCAGAUCAAGACUUUCCUUUUCUCCCAGGCAUUCUAACAGCAUGUGCUGAGCUCUGACCCCAGGUCUUUUACCUGGUUUAUCUGUGCUUCAAGGUUUUAAAGUUUGUAUGGUUUUUAAAAUUGUAUAUUUGUUUUUAAUGUUCAAUGUUUUUAAUUUUUGUAAAGCACCCAGAGAGCUUUGUUUAUGGGGGGUAUAUAAAUAUAAUAAAUAACAACAACAACAACAACAACAACAGUGAUUAUUUCCUAAAUGCAAUACCAUACCAACCACAAGAAGAUUCCUACGAGUAAGGCAGAAAACUCACCAGCCCACAACCAGUCAGUUUUCUUAACCAAAACUAAAAAAAUCCUGGCAGGCAGCCAUCCAAGGUCACAGAAAUCCCCAAGCAGCACAACCUGACCUGAAGUCUGCGGUUAUUGCAGAAUGCUGUGGGGAAUGAUUGCUGACAUGAGUGAGACCCUAUCAGCACAUAAUACUUCUGCUCUGAAAUCUGUACUGGUUUCUGAUUUGCUACCAGACCAACAUCAAGGUGCGCUUUCCAUGUUAUGGGUGCUACAUAGUAGUUGUUUUGUAAGAAAUCAAUCCAUUAGUGUGGCAGCACCUAUGUUUUGGAACUCCCUGCCUAUUGACAUUAGACAGACACCUUCAUUGUAUUCAUUUUGGCACCUGCUAAAAACCUUUUGGUUAGGCAAACCUACCCAGGCAUGUGGAAGCUAUUAGAUUUUUAAUCUGUUUUUAACUCAUUGUUGGUUUUAUUAUUUUGAGUGUUUUAAAUAGCUGACUGUU
This is a messenger RNA of Rhineura floridana, 2915 nucleotides long. RefSeq lists its product as uncharacterized. Gene Ontology annotation, cellular component: membrane. The record is from RefSeq and is a predicted model, not a curated record. The coding region runs from base 67 to 690 and encodes 207 amino acids. Gene Ontology annotation, molecular function: signaling receptor activity. The transcript is spliced from 4 exons. Gene Ontology annotation, biological process: adaptive immune response. Lineage: Eukaryota; Metazoa; Chordata; Lepidosauria; Squamata; Rhineuridae.